AUGAAGAAUUCGGAUGACCUCUACGGAUACUGUUUUUGUUUCGCGUCGCACUCCGUGGCCCACAUCCGGAUCUUAGGUAGAUUCUGCCACUUUCCUCCCCAGCCGUUAGGGUUUAAUGCCGCCCUGGGACGCGCAUCUCGGGGCAAGUUUGACAUCCAGGCGGGUAUGAUACUCGCUACCGGUAGUCUCUGCUGA
Colletotrichum destructivum is the source of this 195-nucleotide messenger RNA. RefSeq lists its product as uncharacterized. Lineage: Eukaryota; Fungi; Ascomycota; Sordariomycetes; Glomerellales; Glomerellaceae. Bases 1 to 195 code for a protein of 64 amino acids. The record is from RefSeq and is a predicted model, not a curated record. The transcript has 2 exons.